Solanum verrucosum is the source of this 3462-nucleotide messenger RNA. Its product is annotated as putative disease resistance protein RGA3. The coding region runs from base 1 to 3462 and encodes 1153 amino acids. The record is from RefSeq and is a predicted model, not a curated record. Gene Ontology annotation, molecular function: ADP binding. The transcript has 2 exons. NCBI's taxonomy places the organism in Eukaryota, Viridiplantae, Streptophyta, Magnoliopsida, Solanales, Solanaceae. Gene Ontology annotation, biological process: defense response to other organism.
AUGGCUGACCCUGUAAUUGGUGCUACAGUUCAAGUUUUGCUUGAAAAGCUGCUUUCUCUCACUAUUGAGAAAGUCAGUAGCUCAAGGGAUUGCAACAAACAUCUCAGAAUGAUGACACAAAAUGUAUCCAUCAUUCAAGCUUUCAUUCAUGAUGCUCAAAGACGACAAGUUGAUGACGAUCAGGCUGUGGGAAAAUGGCUCAUGAUGCUUGAGAGAGUUACUGAAGAUGCUGAAAAUGUGCUUGAUGAAUUCACAUAUGAAUCUCUCAAAGCACAAGUCCGAAACAGUCCAAUAAGAAAGGUCAGUGGAUUCUUUUCUCAUCCUGCUUUUAUAAGCAAAAUAACUGGAAAAAUCAAAAACAUAAAUGAAGAGUUGAGGGCUAUCAAUCAGUUAGCCAAAGACCUCGGUCUCCAAUCACUCAUAGUUCCUUCUCAGCAAAUAGUACCGAUGAUUCGAGAAACAGAUUCCUUAGUAGUUGCUUCGGAUGUUGUUGGUAGAGACAAGGAUGUUGCUGAAAUUAAGGAGAAGAUGUUGAACAUGAGAGAGGAAGUUGUACUAUGCGCCAUUCCCAUAGUGGGCAUGGGGGGUUUAGGGAAAACUACUAUUGCUAAGAGAAUUUUCAAUGAUGAAGAGAUCGAAAGACACUUUGAAAAGAGAGUUUGGUUGUGUCUACCUGAAAUGUCAGACACUAAGAGCUUUCUUGAACAGAUCCUCCAGUCAUUGACACAGAGGAAACUUGAGGUCCAAACCAGGGAUAUAAUAGUGAAGAAACUCCAAGAUGAACUAGGAGGAAAAAGAUAUUUGCUUGUAUUAGAUGAUUUGUGGCGUGUUGACCUUCCAGUGUGGGACGAGUUCAUGGACAGCUUGAGAGGAAUAAACACUUCCAGAGGAAACUGCAUUCUUGUGACAACUCGUAUGAAAGUUGUGGCAUCCACAGUAGCAGCAGUAGGUCCCCAUAUGUUGGAAAAAUUAGCGAAAGAUCAUUGUUGGUCGAUUUUCAAACAAAGAGCAUUUGUUGAUGGGGCAGUUCCGGAGGAAAUAGUGAGCGUGAAGAACAGAAUUGUUGAAAUGUGUCAAGGUCUACCGUUGGCAGCAAGUGUGUUGGGAGGCCUCUUGCGCAACAAGGAGAAACAUGAAUGGCGGUCUAUUCUUGAUGGAAACCCCCUUGUUGCUGGUGAAGAUGAUAAUGGAGAAAAUAGCUUAAAGAAAAUCCUAAAACUCAGUUAUGUUUAUCUACCAUCACCAUAUCUAAAAAAAUGUUUUGCUUACUUUGCAAUGUUUCCAAAAGAUUUUAUGUUUGAAAAGGACCAACUUAUCCAACUCUGGAUGGCAGAAGGGUUUCUCCAUCCAUAUCAAGAGACCACCGUGAUGGAAAACGUUGGGCACAAGUUUUUCCAAAUCUUGUUGCGAAAUUCCUUGCUGCAAGAUGUUGAGCUAGAUGAGCACAACAAUAUAAAAUACUGUAAGAUGCACGAUCUUGUGCAUGAUUUGGCUGGAGAUAUCUUAAAAUCUAAACAAUUUGAUCCGAAGGGCAAUGAUGGAGAAAAGCUUUCUCAAGUUCGAUACUUUGGAUGGGUCUCACCAAGUGAUAAAAUGGAUAUGAUAAAUGAGCCAGGACGUUUGUGCACAUUGUUCUGGAAAAGUAAUAUAUCUGAUGAUAUGCUAUUGAGGUUUCAGUUCUUGAGAGUCUUAAAUUUGUCCCAAUCAGGCAUCAAGGAGUUGUCAGCCAAAAUCAGCAAGCUAAUAUACUUGAGAUAUCUUGAUCUCUCCGACACUAAGAUCAUAGCCUUGCCCAACUCCAUUUGCAAGCUCUACAAUUUGCAAACACUUAGAGUCAAAAACUGUUAUUCAUUCUGGAAGUUUCCAGAAGAAAUGGCAAAUAUGAGAAGUUUGAGACACAUAUAUCGCAACCUUCAUCAUUACCUAGUACCUAUUCACAUGCCACUUAAUAUGGGGCAAUUGACUAGUCUUCAGACGCUACCGUUUUUCAAUGUAGGUUUAAAGAAGGGUCAUCGAAUAGAAGAAUUAGGUCGUUUGAAAAACCUUAGAGGUGAAUUGACGAUAUAUAGUCUCCAAUUAGUCAGAAAUAAAGAUGAGGCUCGAACAGCAUAUUUACAGGAGAAACCAAAUAUCUAUAGGCUGGCAUAUUUCUGGUCCCAUAAUGAAUCAGAAGGCUGUGAGAUCAAUCAUGAGCAUGUGUUGGAUGGUCUUCAACCACAUUCUAACUUGAAAACCUUAGAAGUGGAGAACUAUUUCGGGACUAUAUUUCCUUCAUGGUUCAGUGAAGGAUUCCUACCAAAUUUGGUCAAGUUGAAAUUUAGUGGUUGCAAAAGGUGCAAAGAAAUUCCAUCGCUUGGCCAACUGAAGUUCCUUCGGCAUCUUCAGCUGAUAGGAUUCCUUGAAUUGGAAUGCAUCGGACCUACAUUUUAUGGUGUUGAGAUAAAUGAUAAUGGAUCAAGCAGCAAUAAUGGCAAUAUCCAUGUGUUCCCGUCAUUGACAGAACUAGUAUUGGAGAAUAUGCGUAGCCUUAUUGAGUGGAAGGGAGAUGAAGUUGGAGUAAGAAUGUUUCCUAGGCUUGAGAAGUUGACGAUUACAAACUGUCCACUGUUAAAAAGUACUCCAACUCAAUUUGAAAUCCUGCGUGAAUUAAAAAUCAAAAGAGUUGACAGUGAAUUGCCAUUGUUGAACUUGUGUAGCAACUUAACAUCUCUUGUGGAUCUUUUUGUUGAUCACGUGAAAGAGCUCACUUGUAUACCCGAUGAGAUGCUACGCAACAACGUUUCUCUUCAAUUCCUAUCAGUCUCAGAAUGUGGAGAGUUUCGUGAAUUGCCACAAAGCUUGUACAAUCUUAAGAAGUUGCAAAUAUACGACUGCCCCAAUUUAACUUCUGUUCCUGUUCCCAGUGGAGAGAAUUAUUUCAGUUCUCUAGAGGUUUUGUCUGUCAAGCGUUGUGAGAACUUGGUUUCCUUGCCUUUACAUGUGGGGGAAAUGCCUUCACUUUCCUAUUUGGAUAUAUCAGAAUGUCCCAAAUUGAUUAGUUUACCCUCAGGGGGCCUUCACCAUCUCACUGGGUUAACGGGUCUGGGAAUCGGUCCUUUCUCAGAGAUGGUGGAUUUUGAGGCAUUCCAAUUGAUUUUUAAUGGCAUUCAGCAGCUGUUGUCCCUUCGUAGAUUGAACUUGUGGGGACACUUGCACUGGGAUUCUCUGCCCUAUCAACUUAUGCAACUCUCUUCCCUAACAGGCAUCCAUAUAUAUGAUUUCGGAAUCGAGGCUCUUCCUCAUAGAUUUGGCAACCUUACUUCUCUUGGAUCAUUGGACUUACGAGGUGCAAACGGCUACGACAUGUGGACUUCUCAGAUGCCAUGCCCAAAUUACGGUUCUAUGAAGAAGAGAGUGAAUGAUCAGGCACCAUUGAAAUCUGUUUAUGAGGUAUCAGAUUGGCACAUUUUGCUUCAGUGGUGA